AUGGAGCCGGUGACCACCGCCGUGCACCCGCUUGGCGGCCCCGAGGCGUCCAAUCGGAGCUGGUACUCACCGUCGAAGCGGCGUGCCGGCUUAGGCGCGAUGCGUCGCAACGAGCUGAUGAGCCGAACUGUGAACUUUACCGGAUUCGACAUGUGCAUGUCUAGUGAUGUCUCAUUUGGGGCCAGUAGGACGAGCACCGUGUCCGAGAAGGACACCUCCACGAGCAGCGGCAGUAAGGGGUCCCCAGAAUACAGCGACAGCCUCAGUGAUACCUAUGAGGGGCCCGCGCGCGCCUCUUUCGUGGGCCAGCUGCUCGCUGUAGUAGAACGCUCGGCACGAGAGCUCUGGCGGCGCAAGUUUGACGUGUUGUUGGACAUCGCUGUGCCACUCAUCUUCAUGGCCGUGUCCAUUGCGUUGUGGGCUAUCUGGGGAACGCAGUACAACGAGGAGAUGACGUACGUAUCCACGAAUCUGGAGUCUGGCAACAUCGGUGCGGCCGGUCUUCGUGCACCGGCUACCUACGACUUCACGUGCAUGAGGCAGCCCGAAGGGACGCCAACGCUGGCUGAAUUCACACGAUGCAUGCCAAGGGACUACACCACCUGCGAUUCUGUCACGGGGGAGUGCGAGACACAGCGCAUCAUCACCUUUAUCUGCGAUGGCGACUCGAGCAUGCUUCCGCUGCCGGCGGAGUACGAGAUAUGCCGUGUGUCUUACGACUGGGAAGAACUUAUCACUGCCGGCUUAAGCUACUACUGGCGAUGGCUGGCAGCUGUUCCUACCCUUGACAUGCUGAUCGGUCUCCAGUGGACGGCUCUGUCUGCGUACCGCCAUCUUCUGCCCUUCAUCGCGAAAACCAUGGUGGGCUUCGCGGCCAACACACGCUACAGUGCGAUUCUGUGUAGCGGCCAUCUGUACUUCGUAGGUGAGCGCGGCGUGACCUCGGAGCUGAUUGCGUACAUGGACAGGACCUCUGGGCUGUUUCGAUAUGUGACGGACUUUAAGGUAUACAGCAGCGUCGCGGAGGUUCGCAGCGCUGUGAAGCGCGGUGGCCGUGUAUGGGCGAUCGUGGAGCUGCGGCAGAUCGGCGAGGCAGGACUGGACCUUGUGCUGCACAUGAACAACUCCGCCCUGCCGUCGUUUGCCACCACGUACGACGACGCGUACAGCGGUGGGGUGCUGUUUGACACGGCGGAGCUGUACAUGUUAUCCGGCUUCAACACGCUGCAGCAGCUCGUGUCGGAGUUCUACCUCAACACAUUUCACGACGCGCAGAUGAAUAUGACGCAGAUGAUGGCGGCCACGGCCACUCCAGAGUACAACCGCGUACCGCUAAUGGCGCAGGCACGACAGGUUCUACCGCUCAUCUUCUCCCUUGCCUUUCUGUACAGCGUGUCGCAGCAGACCAAGCGCAUUGUGCUGGAGAAGGAGCUGCGCAUCCGCGAGGCGAUGCUCAUUAUGGGGCUGAAGCAGUGGACGCUCUACGUGAGCGAGUUCAUUGUGCAGCUGGCGAUCUUUGUGCCGACGUGCGUGCUGUGCGUGGUGAUGCUGAAGCUGACGUACGUGACGAAGAGCGACCCGCUGAUAUUGCUCCUGAUCUUCUGCCUUUUCGCCCUCACGACGAUCCCGCUGUCCGGCAUGAUCGCUGCCUUCUUCAGCAAGUCGCGCCUGGCUUCGCUUGUGGCGCCGGUGGUGUACUUUAUCCUUGUGAUCCCGAUGUUCGCCAUGACCAACGCGCAGGGCUUGAUCGUGACGUGGUUCUCUGUGUUCUCGCCGACAGGGUUUGCUGCGGCGCUGAACUUGUUCCUGCUGCACGAGUCUGGGAGCGGGUGCGGCGAGGCGGAGAUGACAUCGGGUCGCGACAACCCGACGCUGGCGGUUGUACUUGUGAUGCUGGUGGCGGACUUGUGCAUGUACUACGCGCUAAUGCUGUACCUGGACGCGGUCAUGCCGAAGCAGUGGGGUACGCGCAAGCACCCGCUCUUCUUCAUCAUCGAGCCGGUGCGGUGGUGCUGCGGGUCGAGGGCGCGCGCGCUGGAUGGCGGUGCCGACGGGCGCGCCGAGGAUGGUGUGUUCGAGGAGAUUGCAGAAGGCGGCGCCGACUACGCGGUUUGCAUCAACGGGCUGCGCAAGGAGUACUCGCGCGGCGGAAAGACGUUCGUUGCGGUGAACAACCUGUACUGGGGGAUGCGCGAGGGCGAGAUCUCUGUGCUGCUGGGGCACAACGGCGCCGGCAAGACGACGGUGCUGAACAUGAUGACGGGGAUGGUGGAGCCGGACGCGGGCGACUGCUACGUCUACGGCUACUCUGUCCGAAACGAGCUAGAGAGGGUGCGGCAGCAGAUCGGGUACUGCCCGCAGCACAACAUCCUGUGGGGCGAGCUGACGUGCCGCGACCACCUCGAGUUCUUUGGGCAGAUCAAGGGGCUGCGCGGGUGGGAGCUGGAGAAUGCGGUUUGCCGGAUGUUGCACGAGACGGACCUGCUGGAGAAGAUGGACCAGCCCGCGAAGAGCCUGUCGGGUGGGCAGAAGCGGAAGCUGUCGAUCGCCGUUGCGUUUGUUGGCGGCAGCCGGGUGGUGCUCCUCGACGAGCCGACUGCCGGGCUGGAUGUGGGUGCGCGGCGGCAGACGUGGGAGCUGCUGAGGCGCAUGUCGCGCUCGCGCACGCUGCUGCUAACGACGCACUACAUGGACGAGGCAGACCUACUGGGACAGCGAAUCGGGAUCAUGAGUGGAGGGCGGCUGAAGUGCAGCGGCAGCAGCCUGUUCCUAAAGUCGCGGCUCGGUGUCGGCUACAGCAUUGUCAUCUCUGUCGACCCCGAACUAGAUCUCGAUGCUGUGGAUGACGUGGUGCUUGGAACGGUGGAUGGCGCGGAGCUGCUCGGGCGGAACGGGUGUGAAGUAUCGUACCAGCUGCCUCUGCAGAGCGCGAGCCAGUUCCCAGCGCUGCUUAACGAGAUCGACUCGGUAGAGGCGGACGGCAUCCGCGGCUACUCGCUGGCUGCGACGACGCUGGAGGAGGUGUUCCUGAAGGUGUCGGAGGAGGACACCGCGGGUCGUAGCGAGGCUGCAGCGCAGGAAGGCGUGGAGCUAAUCUGGAACUCUGAGGUGGCGCCGUCGGCGCUGUGGCUGCAGUUCCGUGCGAUGAUGGUGAAGCGCUUGUGGAGCGCGCUGCGGGACCGUAAGAUGCAGUGCUUCCAGAUUGUAUGCCCGGUUGUGUGCAUCCUGAUCGCCAUGUUGCUGAACCUCGUGCAGUACCGAGACCCUCAGUCGCUGACAUACAACUACUCGAUGUUUGCGAACCGGCCGACUUCAGUGCUGGACACAUCAUUCUGCGACGUGAUGUGGGGUGGCGCACCGAAGGGCGCGGUGGACUACGAGGUGAACGAGACUCACUUGACGGGUGUGCAGGCGUUGUCGGACUACCUGCUGGAUACGUGGUACGUGCACGACAUGCCGCGCUACGGCGCCGUGUCGUGCAUCGAUCGGAACGUGACGGCGCUGUUGAGAUUUGCGGGUGAGUGGCGCGGCACGAACGUGAACGUGUUCCUGUACAACUCAUCCUCGCACCACCAGGCCGGGCUGAACCUGGCGACGUACUACGACCUGUUCAUCAAGUCCUUCCUCGGCAUCGACGGUGCGUUCAUGCGGUACGAGGUGGAGCUGUUCAGCGAGCCUGCCAGCCGGUCGCAGCUUGGCUUCAUCUUCAUUGGCGCGCUGGUGAUGAUCCCGCUUACGUUCCUGCCGGCGAAUCCUGUUGCGUGGGUGGUGAAGGAGCGGCAGUGCGGGUCGCGGCACCUGCAGGACCUGUGCGGGCUGAGCUUCUUCGUGUAUUGGGCGGCAAACUAUACAUUCGACAUGCUGGCCUACUUUGGCACGACGCUGCUGUGCAUCCUCAUCUUCUGCAUCUUCAGCCGGCAGGAUUUCGUCGGGCCUGACCGCAUUGGCGGCACUUUCAUGCUGCUGAUGGUCUACGGGCUCACGAGCACCGCUUGCGCGUACGCGCUGAGCUUUCUGUUCAAGGAGCACUCGUCUGCACAGACGAUCGUGAUGGGUGUUGGCUUUGUUGCCGGGUUCCUGCUGUUGAUGCUGGUGUACGUGCUGACGCUAGAUCCUAGCAACGUGGACACAUCAGACAAGAUGCGGUGGGGCUUCCGUUUGAUUCCGUCGUACUGCAUCGGCGAGGGGCUCAUCGGUCUGCUGAUGCUGGACAGCAAGCUGGCCAUAGGCACUGCGACUAGUGUUUGGGAUAUGGACCAGCUUGGGUGGCCGCUUGUGUACAUGGCAGUGGAGCUCCCUGCUUUCUGGCUGAUCGUUUUGCUCGUCGACCACCCGACGGUGAGGCGGUGCGUGCAGCGGCUGCGGUACAACCGCGACGCGGAGCCGAUCAUCCCGAGCGACGAGGACUCUGACGUGGAGGACGAGCGCGAGGCCGUGUACGAGGCGGUGCGGAUGGGCGACACGACGAGCGACGUUGUGCGCGUGGUGAACCUGCAGAAGAGAUACGGGAACGGUAACAUUGCUGUGAAGGGUAUCACGUUCUCGAUCUUUCCCGGGGAGGUGUUCGGGCUCCUGGGGACGAAUGGCGCGGGCAAGACGACGAGCAUCUCGAUGCUGUGCCAGCAGUUCCUGCCGACAGGCGGCAGCGCGUACGUGUGCGGCUACGACAUCGUUGAGCAGAGCAAGGAGGCGCUGCAGUGCAUCGGGUACUGCCCGCAAUUCGACGCGACGCUAGACCUGCUGACGGUGGAAGAGCAGCUGGAACUAUACGCCGGCAUCCGUGGGAUCGUGCGCGCGGAUUGGCCUGCGCUCGUGGACGCGCUGUGCACGCUGUGCGAGCUGACGAACUACAAGCAUACCCUGGCGCACGCGCUUUCCGGUGGGAACCGGCGCAAGCUCUCUGUGGCGAUGGCGCUGGUGGGCGGUCCGCAGGUGAUCUUCCUGGACGAGCCGUCUGCCGGCAUGGACCCUGUGGCGCGGCGCGGGAUGUGGACUGCGAUCCAGCGCGCCGCGGGGCACUGCUCCGUUGUGCUGACGACGCACCACCUGGAGGAGGUGGAGGCGCUUGCGGACAUUGUAGCGAUCAUGGUGCGCGGGUACGUGCGCUGCGUCGGCGACAAGGUGCACCUGAAGAACAAGUUCGGCAGCGUCUUCGAGGCGAGCGUGCGCCUUGCGUCGGCGAAGCACGCGGAGUGCUUUGUGUCGUUCAUGCAGGCGGAGUUCCCUGACGCUGUGCGGAGCGAGGGCGAUGGUCGGCGGUUCGUGUACCAGCUGCCGCGCGAUCGCGGCUUCGGCGACGUGUUCCAGGCGUUCCAGGCAAACAAGGAGCAGCUGCGCAUUACGGACUACAGUGUGUCGCAGACGUCGAUCGAGCAGAUCUUCAUGAAGGUUCGGGGACUUGCGAUGAAUCUACGCUAG
Leishmania mexicana MHOM/GT/2001/U1103 is the source of this 5418-nucleotide messenger RNA. Its product is annotated as putative ABC1 transporter. Gene Ontology annotation, molecular function: ATP hydrolysis activity; ATP binding; lipid carrier activity. The transcript has a single exon. Bases 1 to 5418 code for a protein of 1805 amino acids. Gene Ontology annotation, biological process: lipid transport; transmembrane transport. The record is from RefSeq and is a predicted model, not a curated record. NCBI's taxonomy places the organism in Eukaryota, Euglenozoa, Kinetoplastea, Trypanosomatida, Trypanosomatidae. Gene Ontology annotation, cellular component: intracellular membrane-bounded organelle; membrane.